This is a messenger RNA of Mercenaria mercenaria, 460 nucleotides long. RefSeq lists its product as uncharacterized. The transcript is spliced from 4 exons. Lineage: Eukaryota; Metazoa; Mollusca; Bivalvia; Venerida; Veneridae. Bases 106 to 441 code for a protein of 111 amino acids. The record is from RefSeq and is a predicted model, not a curated record.
UAAUUAAAUCACUUGUAAUUAAGGAAGAGAAAAGACAAUGUUUUCACGUGUUUACAAUUAUAAAUUGUUGAAACCGAUAAAAAUAUGAGAAUGGGAUAGAUACCGAUGUCAAUAUUUCGGAAAGUAACCAAAAGACUGAUAAAUAUGCAGAAAAGACGAACAUUAGCAUGGGUGUUGUUGUUCUUCGCAAUCAUAGGUUUCAUAUUGUUAGCGUAUCGAGGUUUGAAUAUUGGUGCGACUUUAAAUAAAUUUGACCGGAAACCAAAAGAUCGAGCACAGGUUGUUAAACAUUAUAACAACGGGUAUGAAGUAAAAACAUACAGCAACGGAAAAAGCUUCAAACAAUAUGGCAAUGGAGACAGCGUCAAAUUUUACAGCGCCGGAGACAGAGGGAAACAAUACGGCACUGGAGAAAGUGUCAAACAAUACGGCAACCGGUAGAGAGCGCAAGCGAUAUGGC